AUGGCAGGGUGCGAGUCAGGACAGCCGUCAUUCCUGAGGGCCAGAAGCAACCACCCGUCGUUGCAGAGGGCAUGGCUGCUGAAUGGAGCAGGAGCAUUGGUCGUCGCAGCCCCCAGAGCCGGGUCCGGGUCAGGAUGGCUGUCAUUCCUGAAAGCCAAGAAGCAACCACCCAUUGUUGCAGAGAGCAUGGCUGCCGAAUGGAGCAGCAGCACUGGUCUUCGUAGCCCCCAGAGCUGGGUCCGGGUCAGGGCAGGCGUCACUCCUGAGGGCCUGAAGAUCAUGGCCUCUCACCUGCCCUUCCCUCUGGGCCAGCAGGGGCAGAUGACCUGGCUGCUUUGCCACCCCUGGAUAACCGUGUGGCUGCUCUCUAUGGCUGGGACUGCCCUUGGCCUCUGGAGAAAUGUGAGGAGACACAAGGGACAGGGAAGGAGACAGACGGCCUCGUCUUUCAUGGCAACAGGCUACUGGAAAAAGAGAAGCUUGAGAUAUUACAGAUUGCUCUGCCGGCUGAAGACCGCCAAUGGAGUGAUGCUCAGGUGCCUGCGGCGUGUCUCCGACCAACGCCAGAAAGUGAUUGAGUACAAGCACUUGAAGGAGAAGGCACGAGUAAACGAUAAGAAGCGGAGCGCCUGCCCUAGCUCCCCAUGCAACUCCAGCCAGCAUGUGUCCCAGCCGAUUGACAACAUUAAAGGCAGUGGACCUCCAAGGCUGGUGUGA
Molecule: messenger RNA, 717 nt
Organism: Strigops habroptila (Kakapo)
Lineage: Eukaryota; Metazoa; Chordata; Aves; Psittaciformes; Psittacidae
Exons: 3
Coding region: 1-717 (238 amino acids)
Source: RefSeq, a predicted model, not a curated record